CACACGGCCUUGCUGCCUAGACGCCACGCCAAGUCCUGCCCUGUCCGAGUUUCCACGGCUUUCCCGCUUCGCUGACCAUGACCGUGUGGGAGGACCUGAUGAACUGCAUCUGCCAGAAUGCGCCGCAGCGGCCGGGCGUCACCGAGGUGCUCGACUCGCUGCAGCAGCACACGGUCUGCACCGACACAGCGUGCUACGAGGGAGAGGAGGCGGCGUUCGGCGUGACGGCCGGACAGAGCGUUGCCCCCUCAAAUCAAAACAUGUUCUUCAUGUUCAUGACGUGCGCCCCCCCCCCCCCCCCAAGCCUCCCGCCGCACAUACGCGCGCGCCGUCCCCCUGCGCGCGCUGCAUCGGGGAAGGGGCCGGGUGCGCGCGCGCGAGACGUGUGCGACGCGGCGCUCGCGCGGCCGGCGCGGGCCAUCCAUCCCGGCUCCCACCCGCCUCCCACCCCGUCGCCCCGCGCCCUCCCUCAGGUUUAUGAUGUUUGUCGCGAUGAUGCUGCGAAUGCAGAGGCCAUCGCCACAGCUGACAUCAAAGGCGGGCAGCUCGAGCAGUCACGCCAACCAGCCGCCACCGGGCCCGCCGCCGCCGCCGCCCGCGCCCGAGGUGGACUGAGCGCGCUACGUACAGGGGUACAGGGGGGCGCUUGAUUCGGGGAGGGGAGUUGUGUGGAUGCAGAUAGCGGGCAGGGCGCGGCUGGCGGGCGCGCGGCGCGCGACAGCCGCAGGGCGCUGCACUGCAGAGCCCGUAUACUUUGGAGCUGUGGCGAUGCGCAGUGCCGCCGGCACUGGGCGGGUGUGUGCGGGCGCACACGUCGCGUGCGUUCAGGACUUCUAGACCCUCGAGACUGACCACGGCGCGGUACACUGCCGUUUAGCAGUGGUUGCGCACACCACGGUGGAGCCGGAAACGGCGAGUUGUGUGUUUGAUACAUUACGAUGAAAUGCAGUAACGGUAA
Molecule: messenger RNA, 958 nt
Organism: Emiliania huxleyi CCMP1516
Lineage: Eukaryota; Haptophyta; Isochrysidales; Noelaerhabdaceae
Exons: 1
Coding region: 78-650 (190 amino acids)
Source: RefSeq, a predicted model, not a curated record